Scomber scombrus (Atlantic mackerel) is the source of this 2972-nucleotide messenger RNA. RefSeq lists its product as uncharacterized. Gene Ontology annotation, biological process: regulation of translational fidelity. Gene Ontology annotation, cellular component: membrane; cytoplasm. The transcript has 9 exons. The coding region runs from base 1 to 2631 and encodes 876 amino acids. Lineage: Eukaryota; Metazoa; Chordata; Actinopteri; Scombriformes; Scombridae. The record is from RefSeq and is a predicted model, not a curated record. Gene Ontology annotation, molecular function: tRNA binding; nucleotidyltransferase activity; double-stranded RNA binding.
AUGGCUCAACUCCACUCACUGCAUGUGUCCGUGGGCAUACUGGGCAUCUCCGCCGGUUCUCUCCUGCUUUUGGUGAACAACUAUGCCAGCUCCCCUGAAAAAGACUUCAUCCCCCAUACUGCACUGGGGAUUCUGCUCCUCAUCAUUGCUGCCCUCUUAGUGUAUGCAGGUGUCCGUCGCAGUUUGUCCCAUGCCCAGCUGUUUUCCUGUCUGUGUCUGACUGUCUCUGCUCUGUGGUGUGGCUCAGGUUUAGUGUACAUCCUGGCAGGGCAGGGCGUGCUUAAGUCCACCACAGAACUAAGAUACUCUUUGGUCCCCGGCCUGGCAGCAUUUACAUUAGCCCUGCUCCUCAUAGGCAGUGUCGCACUGCUGGUAAAGAAAGCAGUUCUGUGUCUCAUAGCUGUCUGCAUUAGCUUAGCUUGUGCCCAUCAAAUAGCUGGUCUGUCAGCUGCAGGUUUUGGCCAGUCUGCCACAGCUGCUAACUACCUCCUUGUCUGUCUGGUGGGUGUUUACUUUGGUUUUGGACGUCUGCUGUCCAUCAUCUCUCACGGUAAAGUGGAACCUCCAGGAACUGGUCUGAAAAGAAAAGCUGAGUUGAAAACAGAGCAGAACCAGGGGUGUGGUGAUGCAGUGUCUGUGGGUUUGGUGAUGAACUUGCUGUCUGCCUCUGUGUUAGCCUGUCCUCUGUUAGAUGCGGUCCCUCAGCUCUUCGUCGGUCACGUCCCCUGGCUGUGGACGGCUGGCGUCUUCCAGCUUGGCAUGUGCGUCCUCUUCUACCGAGCCAUGGACACUCUAGCUGCGACUUUUUACGGCUUCACGGCUGUGCUGAAAUUUGCAGAGGGCUAUAGUGCUCUCCUAUCAUUAUAUUCAGUGGAACCCUUCUCCCCAGUUCCCUUCCCUGUUGUCUUCUCUGUGCUUUUCUCCAUCCUGGCUCUGUUUAGUUGCCAGAAGAGCUUGUUGGAGGGGCUCUACCAGUUAUUCUUUGCAGCAUAUUGUAUUGCCAUUGCAGCCCAGCCUCGAGGUUUCUUCCAGGGAGGCACUCAGGGUGUACAGGUAGCUAUAUUUGUAGUCUCUGCCGGCAUGCUUUUAAUUACCACAUUCAAUAUGGUCUCUAGUAAAAUGAUUCCCACAGGGCAGGGCUACUUCAAGGCUGUAGUAACCAGGACGCGGGGUCUCACUCUCAGAGCCCAUGAUAAAGAGCUCCAUGCACCUCACCUGGGCUACUCCAAAUAUGCAGAUGCAGAGGUGUUAGGUCACGCCUGCAGUGUGCUGGCUGCUUUUGCUGUCACAGCCACAGUUGGUGACAGAAAUCCUCUGUCUGUGCUGGUUCUACCCUGGGUGGUGGUGGCUGGUGGGGCACUUCAGCUGCUCUGCGGCUCAGUAGCUUUCUCUCGGGGUAAAACUUUUGAGAGCACAGUUUUUAUUCUGUAUGGGGUGAUGUGGACAGUGUGGGGGUUGACACGAUAUGGAGGCCUGUACGGUGAAACCAGAGGCUUUAAUGUGGCCGUUGGGAUCAUCAGCUUCAUGCUGUUUAACUGUUUAGUGACGGUGGCCGCACUCUUUCUAAAUGUUGCCUGGUUUGCCUAUGCACUCACCUUCCAGCUCAUCCUAAUCAGCUUCCUACUGGAUGCAGUAGGUGCGCUGCCUUAUGGUUAUGACAUAGGAGUCACCAUUAUCUUUGGUCUUGUCAGUUUUUAUUGUUUUUUGGCUCACAUUUUCAACAGCACCUUCCAGUCCCCCCAGAUCCCCUUAGGAAAACCUUUAAUAAAGCUGAAUGGGGUUGGAGGAGGGGCAGAUAUCUGUCCACAUCUGCCAGCCCGCAAGGCCUCAUCUGUCCAUCAUAUUGCAGACAUCAUGAAAAAUGGUGGCAUAUGUGGAAUGCCAACAGACACUGUGUAUGUGCUGGUGGCAGCAUGCAACAGGCCCGAUGCAGUUGUCAAAGCUUACAAGGUGAAGAAACAGGCACAGGACCGCCCCAUGUCCCUGUGGAUCUCUUCCAUCAAGCAGCUGGAGCCAGUCAGACACCUGCUGAGCCCUCUGCUCCUGGACUUCAUGGAGGCUGCGUGGCCCUCCUCUAUCAGCUUGGUUAUACCCAGAGGCCCAUGGAUGGACACCUUUGGUUUGGGAGAAGCUUCCAAACAUAUAGGGACUCCACAAAGCAUUGCUAUCAGGAACCCAGACUGCUCUGUGGCCACACACCUCAUAAACCUGGUGGGGCCCAUCGCUGUGACCUCAGCCAACCCUACAGGCGAGGCAGACACAACACACCACAAUCAAGUUUACGCCAAGCUGGGUGACAAGGUGAACGGGGUGUUAUGUGAUGGACCCUCACCAGAGAACAUUGCAUCCACUGUGGUUGACUGCACAAAGAUUGAAACUGGACACAUUGGUUUCUUCAGAGUUGGUCUCAUUCCUAAAUCCAAGGUUCUUCAGAUCUUUGAGGAGGUUCGGAAGCAGCAUAGACAGGGGCAAAUGAAUCCCACUUAUGAAAAUGAUUGGUGUCUGCCAGACACGCAAAUGGACAAACACUCAGGAGAGGACAAUGCAGCAGAGUCAGGAAGAGGAACUGGAAACACAACACCAUAUGAAGCUUCCCCUGAACCAAGUCCAGUCCUUAGAAAUGGGUCAUAGUAUCGAUGCAGUGCUUCAAAAUGCUGCCUGCUGUACAUUAUUAUAUGUUCACAAAUGGCUGUCAAAUGAAACCUCAUAAUCAGGUCUUCUAUUGUGGCCAAACUAAUGUUUUCUUUAUAAUUUUUGUCUGAAUGUUUUGUACAGGAGUCAACUUCAUGUUCAUAUGGAUAAUAAUUUAAAAAACACUAAUGUUAAUGUCACUAUAUGACAAUAAUUUGUGUUUUGCACUACACAUAUCAUUUUUGUAUUUAUACCGUUUGCACUUCUAUGUGGAAAUUGUGAUUUAAAAUAAGAAAUAAUAGAUUUUACAUGUUUUGAGGAUAAAAUUAUAAUAAAUUAUU